AUGGAAGAGUCAUCCUUGAAGAAACAAGAGUCAAGGCAUGAGAGCAAGCAAAGGAAGGUGAGGUUUAAGCUGGCGUCGUCGUACAGUGGCCGUGUGUUGAAGCAUGUGUAUGAGGACGGCCAGGAGCUGGAGAGUCCAGAGGAAAAGUACCCUCACAGUUUUAUUGACGCUAAGACCCCUCAGCAUCUGGACAUAGAGCAGCUUUGCAGUUUUGGGGAGACACAGGAUCAGGAUUUAAACCCUCCUACAGCUCAUAUAGCCCAGAGGAUCAAUGUUUACAGGGGACUGAGUGGAUACAAGCCGUCAGCAUAUAACAAUCUGCAAGAUGAACAAGCUCCAGUUUUAGACUUUGGAAAGAUCAUCAUCUAUACCAGCAACCUGAAAAUCAUUCGGUCUCCCAAUAGAAAGAGUGAACGUGGUUCAAGCCGCCAUCGUAGUCGAGGGGAGGGAGGAGAGGCCUCACCAGGCAGAGAGUCCAGAUCCAAAGAAAGACGAAGAUCGAAAAGUGGCCAGAAAGAGCGGAGAAGUCCUACUCCCACUGUCCAACUAAAUGAAAGCCCUACUGCAAAAGAAAAGGAGAUGGCUGGCUGUGAGCAGUGUGGGGGUUCAGGUACUGCCCCUUGUUCCUUGUGCCAUGGCAGCAAACUGUCCAUGCUGGCAAACCGCUUUAAUGAAUCCAUUCGAGAGCUGCGCUGCCCAGCAUGUAAUCCCCAUGGCCUGGAGCAGUGCCAGUCAUGUGUUUAGUAAUUUUAUAGACUCAAUACAAACAGUGUGAA
Trichomycterus rosablanca is the source of this 776-nucleotide messenger RNA. Its product is annotated as glutaredoxin domain-containing cysteine-rich protein 2. Bases 1 to 744 code for a protein of 247 amino acids. Gene Ontology annotation, biological process: sensory perception of sound. NCBI's taxonomy places the organism in Eukaryota, Metazoa, Chordata, Actinopteri, Siluriformes, Trichomycteridae. The record is from RefSeq and is a predicted model, not a curated record. The transcript has 3 exons.